CUCUCCCUCUCAUUCAUAUCCAUGGCAAAGGCGUCCCCAGUCAAGGUACUUGAGCACUUGUAUAUCUCUCCCCCAGUUCCAAAUUCAUCACCUCCACAAACCGGCUCCUCUCUCCCUCUAACCUUCUUUGACAUACCAUGGCUAUUCUUCUCCCCAAGCCAACCUUUGUUCUUCUAUGAAUAUCCCCACCCAACCAAUUAUUUCACAUCCACUGCCCUCCCUAACCUCAAGCGCUCCCUCUCCUUGACCCUCCAACUCUACUACCCUUUUGCCGGUAACCUUAACUUACCAUCCGAGCCUGGCAAGCCCCACCUGGUUUGCUCCCAAGCUGACAACAAUAAGGUUCUUUUGACCGUUGCCGAGUCUGCUGGAGAUUUCAACCAUCUUUCGGGUAAUCAUCCCCGGGAUGUCAAUGAAUUCUACCAACUUGUUCCGGAGUUGCUUCCACCAUAUUUGUGUGCUGAUGAAAAGCGCUUGCUUCCUUUGUUAGCUGUCCAAAUCACAGUCUUUCCAGGCUCUGGCUUUUGUAUUGGACUCGCUUACCAUCAAGUUGUAGCAGAUGAAAGGACGUUCAACAAUUUCAUCAAAACCUGGGCCUCUUUUUGCAGCUUCGGAGACUCUUACCCCAUCAAAUCUUUACCAAGCUUUGACCGGAAGGUGAUUGUGGACGCAUAUGGGCUCGAGGAGAUUCUUUUGAAGGAGUGGUGGCAGCGAAGAAGAUUUUCAAAAAAGACUGUUUUUGGGACAGAAGCCAAUGACGGAUAUUAUUUGUCCAACAUGGUUAGAACCACAUUUGUCGUGGGUUCGAAGGACAUGGAGCGGAUCAAAAUAUUCAUUGUUGAAGAAUGCAACAUUAAAAAUGAAUCUCUCCCGGAACAUUUAUCUGCGUACGUCCUAACAUGUGCAUUUAUAUGGGUAUGUUUAGUUAAAACCCAAGAGGGGUUGAAUAAUGAGAAAUAUGGCAGAGAGGAUCCGAAUUACUUGGGGUUCAUUGCGGGCGGUAUUACCCGUCUGGACUUUCCGGUGCCUACAACGUAUUUUGGCAAUUGCGUCGGGUUUGGCCGGACCAUGGCGAGGAGGAAUGGAUUAGCGGGAGAAGACGGGCUUGUUGCAGCUGCGAAAGCAAUUGGAAGCACUGUGAAGAGGUUAGAUAAGGAAAUUUUAGAAGGUGCAGAGAAGUGGAUUUCAGAUUGGAAAGUGUUAUUCAGGUCGGAGAUCCAUGUUAUGCUUGCUGGGUCGCCUAAAGUGGAUCUUUAUGAAACUGAUUUCGGGCUGGGAAGACCCAAGAAAGUAGAAGACAUUUCAAUUGAUUCUACGGGAGCCAUUUCACUCACUGAGAGUAGGGAUGUGAAGGGUGGCAUUGAGGUUGGCCUUGUCCUACCUAAACCUCAAAUGGAUGCUUUUUCCAGUUUCUUCAAUGAAGGUCUCAAGGCUCUCCCUCUUCCAUGAUUGGGGGAUUUAUUUAUUUAUUUGGGUACUUCCUGCA
Molecule: messenger RNA, 1486 nt
Organism: Juglans regia (Persian walnut)
Lineage: Eukaryota; Viridiplantae; Streptophyta; Magnoliopsida; Fagales; Juglandaceae
Product: anthocyanin 5-aromatic acyltransferase-like
Exons: 1
Coding region: 22-1449 (475 amino acids)
Source: RefSeq, a predicted model, not a curated record